Messenger RNA from Durusdinium trenchii, 1943 nucleotides. Lineage: Eukaryota; Dinophyceae; Suessiales; Symbiodiniaceae. The record is from the annotation of a GenBank genome assembly.
AAGAACCACGUCGUCUUUGUGUUGCAUCCCACCUUAUUCCCAAUGGCCACCAACGGAUCUGCUGCGAUGAACGGCAAGGAUGCUAAGGAUCGAAGCCGCUCCCCUAGAAAGGAGCUGAAGAAAGAUCCAUCAAAGCUGACGGAGGAAGAUUUGAAGGAUGGAUUCUCCGCGCAAGAGAUCUUUAGCUCUGCGAUCACCAAGAGUGGCUACACCUACGACGAUUUGAUUUGCCUUCCUGGCCACAUCAACUUUGGAGUCCAUGAUGUGAAUCUUACAACCCGCUUCUCGCGGAAGAUCACUUUGAAGACCCCCAUCGUGUCCAGCCCGAUGGAUACCGUCACAGAGUCCAACAUGGCCAUUGCAAUGGCAUUGGAAGGUGGACUCGGGGUCAUCCACACCAACCUCUCCAUCGAGGCCCAGGCCAAUGAAGUGGCGCGAGUGAAGAAGUUCAAGGCUGGCUUUAUCAUUGACCCGGUUUGCGUGCCUCCAACCAUGACUUUGGAGGAGCUUGAUCAGUUGAAGAGCAAGUUGGGUUUCACAGGUUUCCCAGUCACAGAAAAUGGCCAGAUGGGUCGUCCACUCUUGGGCCUGGUUACAAAGCGUGACACAGACUUCAUCACUGACAGGAAAACCAGGCUCAGCGCGAUCAUGACACCCCUCAGUCAAUUGGUCACUGAGAAGGAGGGCAUUGAUUUGAAGCAGGCGAACGAGACCUUGCAGAAGUCCAAGAAGGGUAAACUUCCGAUUAUCACCAACACCAACCUGCUCGUUGCACUUGUGGCUCGUACUGACAUCAAGAAGAACGUUGAGUUCCCAAAUGCAACAAAGCAUCCUGUGAACAAAGAGCUGCUGGUCGCUGCAGCCAUUGGUACCAGACCGGCGGACAGAGAGCGAGUUCGAGCCCUGGCAGCUGCUCGGGUGGAUGCAAUCAUCAUCGAUAGCAGUCAGGGAGACAGCGUCUUUCAACACGAGAUGAUCAAGUGGAUCAAGAAAGAGUUUCCUGAGAUUCAAGUGGUGGCUGGGAAUGUGGUCACGAAGCAGCAAGCCAAGCACCUUAUUGAGUGUGGAGCAGAUGCCUUGCGCGUGGGUAUGGGCAUUGGAUCCAUUUGUACCACACAGGAAGUGUGCGCAUGCGGCCGAGCACAAGCAUCUGCUGUUUACAAUGUUGCAAAGCUUGCGAAUCUCUAUGGUGUCCCGAUCCUUGCCGAUGGUGGCAUUAGCAGCCCUGGACACAUCGUCAAAGCGUUGAGCUUGGGCGCAGGUGCAGCCAUGUGUGGCAGCCUGUUGGCCGGAACCUCUGAGACUCCUGGUGAGUACUUCUACUCUGAGGAAGGAAAACGCUUGAAGCGCUACCGUGGCAUGGGCUCCAUCGAUGCCAUGAAGAAAGGCUCUGAUGAUCGAUAUUUCGGAACCACCUCGGCCAUCAAGGUGGCUCAGGGAGUCUCAGGCACGGUGCAGGACAAGGGCAGCAUCCAUCGCUACAUUCCGUACCUGACACAGGGCAUCCGUCACGGCAUGCAGGACAUUGGCGCGAAGAGCGUGUCGGAGUUGCAAGACAUGCUGCAGCAAGGGCAUCUCCGAUUUGAGCUGCGUUCGACCGCUGCACAGCGGGAAGGAGGAGUGCAUGGCCUUCACAGCUUUGAGCGAAAGCUCUUCGAUGCUUGAGUCUGCCAAGGAAGGAUGGUGCAAGAGUCACAACAUCUUUCCAUGUGCACGAGAUUUGGUAGGGAAGCUCUUCUUGAUUUGAGGUCGCUGGCGACCAGGAAUUUUGGAGUUCGUUGCUUGCCCAAUUCACACCUUUUUUGGUUUUAUUAAUGCUCCAAAAAUGACACCUUACGCUGUCCUUUGUUGCAUUGAGCAAGCUAUGCUUGUGGCUCCCUGUGCCAAUUGAAGGCACAGAAAGGGCGCCUUCAUGUGGUUGGCAUGAGCAUUUUUGCCAUUCC